CAGAGUUACUGGAGUGGGAAGAAGAACGAUUAAAUGUCACAGCGCUGUGCUGGUGUAGUCCUGACAUCUCACUUAUAUCUGACGGGUAAACCGUCUGGUGUCAGCUUCCAUUUACAAAAAUCAUCUACGCAUGAGGCCGUUUACGGGUGUCACGUUCUGUUGCAUGGCAGCAGUGACCACCGAGGUUUCUCUGCUGCCGCAGUGAAGAAUGCACAAAACAACAAACAAUGAGACUUGAGUCACUUACCGGAGCGGGAAUAUAGCUGCACACAAAACAAAAAAACACAUGCCUGAGGCGCCACAGAGGGAGGAAUGUGUUUGUCACAUAUUCCUAUUCAGGUUCGACCAAACCGAGGAAAAUGAUAAAAUGUGCUUUGACUUUGGUGUGAGGGCGGAAAAUUGUUUUUGACAGGGAGAGUCUCCCAGGUGCUGUCAUUUCACACACAUGUAACUGAAAAGCCUGUCUCAUUUUUGAAGAAAAAAAAAGUUUUAAAGUAUGGAUUUCUUAAGAUUUCUGUUACAUCUGUCGGACAACUACUUUUAGCUGGAGUAUUCUGCCUUGUCUCAGAGGUCCCUCACAGCUGGUGUGCCCUCUUGUGGCUGAGCAGCGGAGCCUUACAGGAGGAGACGUUAGGUUAUCCGCUGUCAGUGAUCAGUUUCUUGAUAAAAGCUCUGUUUCCAGUGGAUAGGAUUUCUAUAGGGAAAAUUCCUUUUGUAUGCAGCCACUGCUCUUAAGACUAAGUCCCUGAGUGAUGAGACCACCUCCCAUAUCUGUGCUUUUAAAGAGGGGAAAAAUACAGUCACUCACCUUAUCAGAGUUCUGGUGUUUCAUUUAAAAGCACUUGUUUUUCCCACCACAGAGAUGCAAAGGGGGAGAAAUGAAAGGCUUUUAGUAUCAGUCCCAUUGUCUGCUGGAGCCUGUGCUUUGCUUGCAUUCCUGUGUGUGUGUGUGUGUGUGUGUGUUCUCCUCAGCUAGGAAGUGAUGAUGGCAUGUUGGCGUAACAGGAUGCCCUAUCACUCAAGCCUAUUUUACCUCACUUCCUUCAAGACAGCUGAACAGUACGUUGGUGAAAUUGUGAGGAUGGACGAGGAGGGGGAGGGGGAAAAUGCGGAGGUCGGGGGUUGAAUUCGGAAGGAUGGACAGACAGACGGCCCACCAGCUGUGCCCCGGCAGUCUUAAAAGUCUGUACUGAAAUGGGAAUGUGGGCCAAAAAAAACAUCAGCCAGCAGCAGCAGGGCUCCUUCCAGUCACAUCACAGCGUCGGAUCUCUUUGAGCCUCUUACAAUUGUUCCGUUGAAGAUGGUCUUAGAUAGGCCUGAAAAGCAGCACGCAGGCACAAGCGGCAUGCAGUAUGUGUAUGUGAGCCCGGACUCAAGAAGUUGCCUGUAUACAAAAUGAUGAACGAAGGUGUUUAAUUAGUAGGUUAAUACGGCUGUUUGUCUGUAUUUAUGCUAGAUUCCGAUCGCAUUUAGAAUUUAAUGUUUCUAAUGCUCACAUGCGCGGGUAGCUGAGGUACACUUAAAGUUUCCUUUUGCCCAUUUUCUAGUAACCACGUGGAAACUUUAAUUAUAUGUAUGUAGCAGAAAAAAAUGUCAGCACACAGAAAGGGUCCUUUUGAUUAUUGCAACACAUAAAGGCACAAAAUAUUUAAAUUGUGCUUUUUGUUUUUUUGAAGAGCACAACUCCCCAAAAAAGAAGUCAAAACGAGAGCAGAGUGUGUCAGAAGUUAAUGUGUCAACCAGGCAACCCAUUAACCUGUAAAAGUGUCCGUGAGUCUGAGUGUGGUGGGGGUCAGAUCCCUCUGGAGACAGAAUGGGAGGGAGGGGAAGUCAAGGGAGUGGCUUCUUGGUAUUAUAUGUGUAUGUGUGUGGUGUUUGUGGUGGUGUAAAUGUUUGUGCGUGGGUGUGUAUGAUGUGGCUGCGGGAGCAGAGCGUCAGAAUAGCGGACGUCCUGACUCCAAGAGGGUUGCUGCUGAUAGAGAGGGAGAGAGAGAGGCAGUCAGUCGCGUGAAGAGAAGGCAUGUAAAUAUCUUUCCUCGUCAGUCUGUGCUCAUUUCUUUCUGAGCGGAGAAUGGGAUGUGCCUGCCUCUGUGUUUACAUUUCAGGAGACUGAGAAGGAGAGCCGCAGUGAGCGUAUCCGAUCUCAGAUCUGGGAGUUAAGCAGCCAGCAGACACAACAAAACAGAGAGCAACAGAGAAUAGGUUCCAACUCAGGGAUGGUGUUGGUUCUGGAUCACCUGGUAAAGGAUGAUGGACCUCUGUUGAUCCAGCCUCAGCGAGAAGCUGUGACCAAGGAGGCCGACCUGGUUAUGUCUCACUGUCAGAGGUCAGACUCCUCCGAUCUUAGCGCAGCCUCGAUGCUUUCCAAGCCCAAUCUGGAUUCUGUGGCCUCAGAGAAAGGUCUGGGCUCAGCUUACAGAGCCCGGCUGGACUCUGGAGCCUCAGACAAGAGCCAGAGUUCCUCCCAGCGUGGUCGGCUGAACUCCGGGGCAUCAGACAGAAGCAUCAACUCCCAGUCCUGUGCCAGACAGAGAGUGGGCUCAGAUGUCUCGGAUUCAUGCGUCAGACCCCGUCUGGGCUCCGAGACUUCAGACAGCAUCGGCCUGUUGUCAAGGAAGCGGACGGUCUCUGGCACAUCUGAUCAGAGUGCGAGCAUGUCCUCAGAGGAGCGGGCGCCAUCGGAGGAGGCGGAGGUAGCCGGGAGUGAAUCGACUUGCAGCACAGAUUCAGAAACUGACAGCAGAAGCCGAGGUUCAGCCGGCACCCAAGCUGAGUCUAACCAGGAGGAGCCUGAUGGGGCGGUUUUAUCUCGGAGAGAUCCCGUAAAUGGCCUGCUCAGCGGGAAAACUGACAUCCAGAGGCAAAAGAUAACUGUGGGCAGUGACCUGUCCCGCUCUUAUGGCAAAACGAGGGAUUCUGCACCCGAGAAGAAAGCUGUUAUAUCGGAGCAGUUAAGUCGCACCACCUCUGUUCGUGAUCGAAUGCGCAAGUUUGCAGAACUUGAACAGAGUUCAAAUGUCUCAUCUUUAAAGAAAACUCCUUUGAGGAAUGGUUCCUUCUCCAGCAGCACUGGCCAUGCAAAUGUCUCCAGAGCUACCGAGCUGUUUACACACUCAGCAGCAUCCCUCAGCACAUCUGGAGACAGGCCAGCACGGUCACGUGUGGGCUCUGCAUCUGCAUCCGUGAGUCAGGCCGUGCCUCAGCCAAGAGGCGUGGCUAACAAGUCUCUGUCUUCAGCUGACCAAUCGCAGAGCUCCAUGGGUGGGAUGGGACAUCCAGCUCAAAAAGAUGCGCACGCCUCCGAUAAGUCAAAGGAAGACGGGACCCCAGGGAUAGCAGCUGGAGAAAAGGUCACCCAGGGAGAGGCAGACCCAGACAUGAAGACCUUCCUCACCAUUGAGAUCAAGGAUGGACGCACCACCACUUCCUCCUCAUCAACCACCAGUAGAGGCAACAUUAUACCCAUCACCCACAUGACCCCACGCAUCACUCCCAAUGCCCUGGUGGGGCAAAGGCAAGAGUUAACCCUCGGGCUAAGAGCCACACCAUUUAAGAUCUCUUCCUCCAGCUUCUCCUCUGGACCCUCCAUCAAGAUGGAGACGGGGCCCGUCGUCGCUUCUGAGCCAGUGUUUUCAGCUGUCUCGUCUGUCCAGCGUCACGUCCCACUCAUUCCCAAUGGCUCUGGCGCUCAGACCAAACCUGCUGAAUUCUCCGGGAAACUAACGGCUGAAAAGCUGGCUGCGAUCGAGGAUGAAGAGCUCCUCGACAAAAUGCUCGAUGAGUCAAAAGACUUUGAGGAGAGGAAGAUGAUCCGCGCAGCCAUGAGAGACCUCCGUAAAAGAAAGAGAGAGGCCAUGCUGGGAUGUACUCAAGAAGAAAUGGACCAGAGAGAAAAGGAACGCGAAACCCGCCUGCAGGAGCUCCGGCAGCAGAGAGAAGACCGGGUGCAGAAAGGUCGUGCCGGGGUCGGAGCGGGAGAGGUGGUCACGAGCAAGGUGGAGAAGUCGGCAGAUGGGUCAGCCGUCGGCCAAAUCACCAAAACGAACCGCUUUGCUCAGUCUGAUGAUGGGAGCAAAUCAACACGCAGUACUAUUGUCGAGUCCAGUUAUGUGCAGAAAACAGACAGAGGGACAGUCCAGUCAAAAUCAUUCAGCUUCACCUCUUCCACCUCCACUAACACGAGCAAAAAAAUAGGAAGUGUGUUCGACCGCGAGGACGACGCGUCGUCGCGAAGCGGCAGCGGCGGGUUGGCCGCCAUCGAGCGAAGGCAGGCGGAGAGGCGCAAGGAGCUGAUGAGGGCUCAGACGCUGCCGAAGACAUCGGCCAUGCAGGCCCGCAAAGCCAUGAUAGAGAAGCUGGAGAAGGAGGGAGGCGGCCCUGGAAAUCAGGCGGUGGCCAAGGUAAACAAAGUCCAGCGCUCCACCAGCUUUGGCGUACCCAAUGCAAACUCCAUCAAGCAGAUGCUCCUCGACUGGUGUCGUGCCAAGACCCGCUCAUAUGAGCAUGUGGAUAUUCAGAAUUUUUCAUCCAGCUGGAGUAACGGCAUGGCGUUCUGUGCCCUGGUGCACAAUUUCUUCCCCGAAGCCUUUGACUACAACUCCCUGAGCCCGAGCAACCGCAGGCAAAACUUUGAGGUGGCCUUUAGCGCUGCAGAGACCCACGCCAACUGCAUGCCUUUGCUGGAGGUGGAAGACAUGAUGAUCAUGGGUAACAAACCAGACUCCAAAUGCGUCUUCACCUACGUGCAGUCUCUGGUCAACCACCUGCGCAGACAUGAGAUGUCCAUGGGUCGGCCCUGUGACCUCUGACCUGUUUCGGGCUCCCCCCCCCCCUAACCUUCACCUGAUGAUGGCCUCCACUCUGACAGCAGGCUGGGUCAAACAGUUGCACAUCUCUGAUGGUCGGCUUGGGGAUUGCAAGCAUGUGUGUAUGUAUCAGUUAAAAUCAGCUUAAAAUGUUUUCCGGCAGUGAUAAUGUGUGUUGCUUAUUCUGGACACACACACACUGUCGACACAAAAGUCCAGUAAGAGAUCAGCAGCAGCAUGAUUCUUAAAAAGACCCCUUUGUUUUAAAAAAAAAAACAAAAAACUCCAAGUAAUAUUCAACAGGCAGUAGUUUGAUCACAUUGCUGUUGUACUGAGAAACGGCUCAAGAGAGAAAAAAGAAAAAUAGUUUUCUAGUAUUUGCAGGUUUUUGCAGUAUUUGUACGUGCGUUUUUCUCUGCUACACUUUUGUAAGUACUGUAAUGUGUUUGCACUUCUCUCAGUAAUCUCACUGAAAAAGAAAAAACUUAUUAUUUCUAUUCAAUUUUGGUACUUUUACUUUUUUUUUUUUAACCAAACUCAUGUUGCUUGAAGUGUUUUAAUUAAGUUAUUUUCAUUUUGAUGUAAUUGAUGAGUAUAAGGAUUCUUAUUACGUGAGCACAGGGAUUUUCUGCCUUUGUUAUUCAAAUGGAUUCAACAUCGUUGCUGUAAUCUCACUUUUCUGAAGUCCAAACAGCUACUGAGGACAUUUACUGGACAUUUGAUCCAUCCUGUAUGACCACACCACCACCAUCGUCAUCAUCACCAUCAUAUAAGUAUGGAUGAAAGAUGCUAGCUGUUAAACUGAGGUUUGGAUUUUUUUGUAUUUCGGUACAAAGAAGUCAUUCAGCUGAUUUGUGUCAUUACUGGCUGUUUGGUGGACAGCACACACACACCUCCCACCACCGCUGCAUUGCCCUGCCACACACAUUCUCACACAGCUGUUAGAGGGCUCCUUAUUUAUGCUUGAGUAGUUUUUAAUACGGUUAACGCUGGUGUGUACAUCGUGCUUUUAAAAGGUUUUGUCGAUAAGCUUAAGAUGCCACAAUGUUAUUUUUUCCUGUGUGAAAGCCGGCUUUCAGUACAAACAUGAGGAUUCAUGACUGAUAACCAGCCAACUGUAUAUUUAACUAAAUGUAGCUAAGAGGAAACGGGACAAAAAUAAUUUUAAAUGAAUAUUUUAUUUCACUUGUAUAAAAUUUGGGUUUCUACGAGAAGAAAAUUUGGUUUCAGAGUUGAUUUAAAAGAAGCUUAUUUCUUAGAUUUGAGAGAUUAUUUGAGAACUAUCUGCUGCCGACAGAAAAAAAGCUUUCAUGAAGCAGUGGAGUAUUGUAUGUGUAUGUGUGUGUGUAUAUAUAUGAGAGCUAAAACACAUUAUUUCAUUUUUCUGUGCACCACAGUUAAAUGUGAAAUAAACCAAUUUGAGAAA
This is a messenger RNA of Haplochromis burtoni (Burton's mouthbrooder), 6231 nucleotides long. It is a transcript of the gene smtnb, whose product is annotated as smoothelin b. Gene Ontology annotation, molecular function: protein binding. Gene Ontology annotation, cellular component: filamentous actin; microtubule organizing center. The record is from RefSeq and is a predicted model, not a curated record. The coding region runs from base 2217 to 4808 and encodes 863 amino acids. Gene Ontology annotation, biological process: actin cytoskeleton organization. The transcript is spliced from 17 exons. NCBI's taxonomy places the organism in Eukaryota, Metazoa, Chordata, Actinopteri, Cichliformes, Cichlidae.